GCCUGUGGCGCGGCGCCGACGGUAACGGUUCCCUGCCGACCUCCACCGCCUCAGCCCGGCCCGGCCGCCGCAGCGCGCAGCCCCCGCCCCCACGGCUCCGUUUCCCCCCGGGCAUCGUUGGCGAGGCUGUGAAAACAGCGUCGCCCUUAAGCUGAAAAACUGGCCAGCACAAUGGGAAAAAAGCAGAACAAGAAAAAAGUGGAGGAGGUCUUAGAGGAAGAAGAGGAGGAGUAUGUGGUGGAGAAGGUCCUAGACCGGCGAGUGGUGAAAGGCAAAGUGGAGUAUCUGCUGAAGUGGAAAGGCUUCUCGGACGAGGAUAACACGUGGGAGCCGGAGGAGAAUCUCGACUGCCCCGACCUCAUUGCAGAGUUUCUCCAGUCCCAGAAAACCGCACACGAGAGUGAGAAAUCUGAGGGGAGUAAACGCAAAGCCGAAUCUGACACAGAGGACAGAGGGGAGGAGAGCAAACCAAAGAAGAAAAAGGAAGAGUCGGAGAAACCACGAGGCUUUGCCCGGGGGUUUGAACCUGAGCGGAUCAUCGGCGCCACAGAUUCCAGCGGGGAGCUCAUGUUCCUGAUGAAAUGGAAGAACUCUGAUGAGGCUGACCUGGUCCCCGCAAAGGAAGCCAACAUCAAGUGCCCCCAGGUGGUCAUCUCGUUCUAUGAGGAGAGACUGACAUGGCACUCUUACCCCUCGGAAGACGACGACAAGAAAGAGGACAAGAACUAACCCACGCCUGCUCUGGCCAACCUUUGUAU
Messenger RNA from Emys orbicularis (European pond turtle), 758 nucleotides. It is a transcript of the gene CBX1, whose product is annotated as chromobox 1. Gene Ontology annotation, cellular component: pericentric heterochromatin; nucleus. Bases 172 to 729 code for a protein of 185 amino acids. The record is from RefSeq and is a predicted model, not a curated record. Lineage: Eukaryota; Metazoa; Chordata; Testudines; Emydidae. Gene Ontology annotation, molecular function: chromatin binding. Gene Ontology annotation, biological process: chromatin organization; negative regulation of transcription by RNA polymerase II. The transcript has 5 exons.